Messenger RNA from Corythoichthys intestinalis (scribbled pipefish), 2565 nucleotides. RefSeq names its product sodium-dependent phosphate transport protein 2B-like. Gene Ontology annotation, cellular component: apical plasma membrane; brush border; vesicle. The record is from RefSeq and is a predicted model, not a curated record. Gene Ontology annotation, biological process: intracellular phosphate ion homeostasis; sodium-dependent phosphate transport. The coding region runs from base 229 to 2148 and encodes 639 amino acids. The transcript has 13 exons. Gene Ontology annotation, molecular function: sodium:phosphate symporter activity. Lineage: Eukaryota; Metazoa; Chordata; Actinopteri; Syngnathiformes; Syngnathidae.
AUUGCCAGAUAGUGGUUCCUUUACUGUUUGGUACAAUAAUGUGAGUCAGAUUGCAACACGCGCUAGAGCACAGAUUACAAGAAAUUCAUGAGGGACCGAGAAAGGUGUGUUCAUCUUAUCUCUGAAAGCACUCAGCAAUGUAAAGGUGUCUGCCGACCCUCCGUCACCUUCGCACUCCACCUGCUGGGACACAGCAUUUGACAAUCUCAAGGAAGCAGACAGGGAACAAUGGAUGCACUCAAGCCACCUGGGCCAUCAGAGGAUCACGAUGAAAGAAAUGACAUCAAAGAGCAAAAAGGGAGUCUUGGACACUCCACCCUGGCACUGGUGGAUGGGCAGCCAGAAGAGGAUGACCCUUGGGAUCUGCCUGAGCUGAAAGACACAGGGGUUCCAUGGUCAGCACUUGACACCAAAGGGAAGGUGCUGAGAGUUUUGGUGUCGGUGGCGAAACUGGCUGUGUUGCUGGGUCUUCUCUACAUGUUUAUCUGCUCCCUAGACAUCCUCAGCUCAGCCUUCCAACUUGUCGGAGGCAAAGCAGCAGGCGACAUUUUUCAAGACAAUGCUGUCUUGUCCAACCCUCUGGCUGGUCUGGUCAUUGGCGUCCUGGUCACUUUGUUGGUUCAGAGCUCAUCUACUUCAUCAUCCAUUGUUGUCAGCAUGGUUUCCUCUGGAUUGCUAACAGUUCAACUGGCUGUUCCAAUCAUUAUGGGGACCAACAUUGGAACCUCAGUCACCAACACACUAGUUGCAAUGACACAAGCUGGGGACCGGAGUGUUUUUCGCAGGGCGUUUGCAGGGGCCACAGUGCACGACUUCUUCAACUGGUUGUCAGUUCUGGUGCUGCUGCCUCUAGAGGUCGCCACUGGCUACUUGUACGUGGUCACCAAACUCAUCAUCGACUCAUUCCAGAUACAAAGCGGAGAGGCACCAGAUUUGCUAAAUGUAAUUACAGAUCCCCUCACAGAGUCCAUUAUAAAGCUGGACAAGACUGUCUUAAGUGAAAUAGCUACUGGAGAUCCAGCAGCCCGGAAUAAAAGUCUCAUCAAGAGGUGGUGCGAAACUUACACUAACAUGAGCACGGUAAAUGUGACCGUUCCUGGUCCAGAGAACUGCACCUCUCCUUCACUGUGCUGGACUGAUGGCAACUUCACCUCUACAUUGAAGAACAUUUCAGAAACAUACAACAUCAAGAAAUGUGAUCAUCUAUUUGUAGACGUGAAUUUGUCCGACCUGGCUGUGGGUCUCAUCCUUCUGGCUCUUUCUCUGCUGGUGUUGUGCUCCUGCCUGCUACUUAUAGUCAAGCUGCUCAACUCCAUGCUCAAGGGUCAAGUGGCCAUGAUCAUUAAGAAAAUACUAAACACAGAUUUCCCAUUCCCGUUUGGAUGGGUCACAGGAUACAUUGCAAUAUUAGUGGGAGCUGGAAUGACAUUCAUCGUGCAGAGCAGCUCUGUUUUCACCUCAGCCAUUACUCCACUUGUUGGUAUUGGCGUCAUCAGCAUACAGAGAGCAUAUCCACUGUCCCUUGGUUCUAACAUUGGCACCACCACCACAGCCAUCUUGGCAGCCAUGGCCAGUCCAGGAGAUACUCUGGGCAAUGCUUUACAGAUUGCCUUGGUUCACUUCCUUUUCAACAUCUCUGGAAUUAUUCUAUGGUAUCCAAUUCCAUUCACCCGAUUCCCCAUCCGACUGGCCAAAGGCUUGGGGAACAUCACGGCCUCCUACCGCUGGUUUGCUGGAGUCUACAUCAUCUUCUGCUUCUUUCUUCUACCUCUAUUUGUCUUUAGCCUGUCACUGGCUGGGUGGCAGGUCUUAGUGGGUGUGGCCUGCCCAUUAGUGGUCCUUCUCAUCAUCAUCAUUAUCAUCAACGUGCUGCAGAAGAGGAAACCCGGCUGUCUGCCAGCAGUGUUGCGCUCUUGGGACUUUUUACCUCUUUGGGCGCACUCGCUGGAACCCUGGGAUAAAGUGGUGGGUGUAAUCACCGCCAAUUGUUGCUGUUGCUGCAAAUGCUGUAACGUUGAGGAAAGUAAAGGGCAAGGCAACAAGGAGCGGCACAUAGAAGCGUACGAUAACCCUGCAAUGUGUGCUGACAAAGAAGUGGAAAAUGACUUUAAGAUCGAUUUAAAUAGUCAGACAGUGACCAAAUUUUGAGUUUUUCUUGCAUGUCAAAUAUAACAAGGCAAACUAUUGCACAAGAUUAUUAUAUUAUUUAUGUCUUCACUAGAUUAUUUAAUGUAAAAUGAACCAUGGAAUAACUAUGAACUGAUAAUAGCAAAUGCAUGACAAUGCUCUAACUCUACUACAGUAUAAAUAAUACCAGAUAUUUUUUUUUGCUGCUUUAAAACAUUCUUUCAAUUUCCAACAACUCUCAUUGUUUUCUAGAUUCUCAUCAGCCUCCAUUAUUGAUAUCUUGUAAAUGUUUUUAUGAAAAAACAACAACAACAACACAAAACUGUGAUUUCAAUCAACAUCUUUUUAAGGUGUGAAAUGUUUUUGUAAUCAUAAAAAGUGAUUAUAUUCAAAGAAUAUAUUUUUAAAAUUGGAUGAAUGUACAUCUAAAAUAAACCU